Molecule: messenger RNA, 7174 nt
Organism: Vicugna pacos (alpaca)
Lineage: Eukaryota; Metazoa; Chordata; Mammalia; Artiodactyla; Camelidae
Gene: NHSL1
Product: NHS like 1
Biological process (GO): cell differentiation
Source: RefSeq, a predicted model, not a curated record
UCAGCACCCGGAAAGCCUAUUGCCUUUCACGGGAGCGCUCGCUCUGUAAUCCAAGCAAUAGCCACGCAGCCUGCUUUAUUGUUUGUGGAGUCCUGUGGCUCCCGAGCAGUUCACAGACGGGAAGGAGGGCAAGUGGGCGGUUUAUGAUUCUGCGCUGUGCUGGGACAAGUGAGCGAAACUCUUUGAUUUCUCCCAAGUCACCUGUGUGGGUGAACUUUAAACUGAGCGCCUGGGUUGAUGCUGAAUCUCUUUCUCCAGCCUGAGGAGUUCCUUCUGUCUGCAGCAGACGGCUGGCUUUCUGCCCUUGUGGGGAAAGAUGCCUGGGAGAGGAGUAGGAUUACAGUAUGGGAUGCUAGGUACACACCAAAGAUUCGGAGUGCCUUGGUUCUGCUCUUCGCCAAGUCCUGACAAGUGUUUCUGAAAUGAACACUCUGCUUCAUUUUUAAAAUUAUACUUUUAGUUAUUUUUAUUUUUUCAGGGGAGACUCUGGAUAUUUCUGAUCUAGAAACCAAGUACCACAAUGUGGCUAGGGUAAAAAAAAAAAUUUUUUUUUUUUUUUUGGUUUCCUAACCCUUCAUUUUCCUUUUCUUUGUAAUUGGGUGACACAGAGCGAUCUUUCAGCAGGAUGCCCUGCCUGCCUCUCAGUAUUGUCUGAAUAAGUGCGAAAGAGCAGGUUCAUUUAAAGGACCUGGAACAAUUUUUUAAAACGAGCUUUUUGUUUGCUGGGCUGUCCUUUGUCUACAGCCGAUUCUGAUGUGAAAGAAGAUGAAAAAGGAAGGCUCUUCAGGUUCCUUCAGACUCAAGUCAAAUCCAGGUUCCCUCUCCCGUGCUGUGAGUUGGAUAAAUUUCUCCUCCUUGUCCAGGCAGACAAAGAGGCUGUUCCGCAGCGAUGGAGAGCUCUCGGUUUGUGGGCAGCAGGUGGAAGCAGAUGAUGAAAACUGGACAUACAGAACCCAGCCCGGGAAAGCUGUUUCUAACCUAGAUGAGGAGAGUCGAUGGACAGUCCACUACACAGCUCCGUGGCACCAGCAGGAGAAUGUGUUCCUUCCCACCACGAGACCCCCCUGCGUUGAGGACCUGCACCGCCAAGCCAAGCUCAACCUCAAAUCAGUAUUGAGGGAAUGUGAUAAGCUGCGGCGGGAUGGCUGCCGUUGUUCUCAGUACUACUCCCAGGGACCCGCCUUCGCGGCCAGCUCUGGUCCACUCUGCGCUGAGCACCAAGACGAGGAUGAGGAAACAGAUCAAAAGUGUUCUGUCUCUUCGUCGGAAGAGGAAAGACUUGUUUCCACCAGGAGACCUAAAACGCCAACCUCAAGUGACUUCUCUGACCUUAAUACUCAGACCAACUGGACCAAGUCACUUCCCUUGCCAACACCAGAAGAGAAGAUGCGACAGCAGGCCCAAACAGUCCAGGCUGAUGUGGUUCCUAUUAAUAUAACCGGGGAGAAUUUCGAUCGCCAGGCCAGCCUUCGGCGGUCUCUAAUUUACACAGACACUCUGGUAAGACGACCGAAGAAAGUCAAAAGGAGAAAGACUAUUACAGGAGUCCCUGACAGCAUACAGAAGGAGCUAGCUUCUGGGGGCACUGGCCAAGAUGAUGGUGGUCACUCAGUGUUCACCCCAGACCACUACUCUACAGUAGGAAGGCUUGACAGCUGUCGAGCUGCCGGGCAGCGCUCAGAAACCAGGGAUUCCAGCUGUCAGACUGAGGAAGUGAAAGUGGUACCACCUUCAAUGAGGAGAAUCCGAGCACAGAAGGGGCAAGGCAUUGCCGCCCAGAUGAGCCACUUCUCAGGCUCCUCUGGGAACAUGUCUGUGCUGAGCGACUCUGCGGGCAUCGUGUUCCCUUCUCGCCUCAACAGUGACGCUGGUUUCCACAGUCUUCCGCGGUCUGGAGCGAGGGCAAAUGUUCAGUCCCUCGAGCCACGGCUGGGCGACCUGGGCUCUGCAGAAGACGUGGACGGCACUUCCCCCUAUCAGCGGGGUCACCCACAUGUAGAUGAAGACUUAGGGCAUCCAGGAGGUGCCUCAAGGACUGGGACACCUUUGAGACCCAAAUCCCAGGAGCUGAGGCACUUUGAGGCUGAGAACGUGACAAGCCCGGCGUGUGUGGUUUCUCCUCACGCCACCUACUCCACCAGCAUCAUCCCAAAUGCCACACUCUCUUCCUCUUCCGAGGUUAUUGUGAUUCACACUGCUCAGAGUUCAGGGCAGCUGGACGGUCAGAUUACCAGCUCAUCUUCGUACACAAAGAUCAAAUCCAGGGACCAUCCCCUCUCCAGGCACAGAGAUGCUCGUCAUUCUCCCAGUGGUAACUGGACUGAAGGGCACGCCACCAUUUUUUCACAGGCCUCGGAUCCCCAUUCCUCCAGUGCAAGCGCACUGCUGUCCCUCUGUGAUUCCACGGUCUCUCUCAAUGCUGGAAAUCGGGAAAAUGGGUCCCAGGCCAUGGCCUAUAACUGUAGAAACAGCCUGAGCUUCCCCGCCCACCCGCAGGACGUGGAUGGCAGGAGCGAGUCCAGUUACUCAGGCGGCAGGGGGCUCGGCAGCGCGGAGCCCUGGGAGUACCACGCCUCCGGGAAUGGGCGGGCGUCUCCACUGAAGCCACAUGUGGCGACUCCCGGUUACUGCACUCCUGGGAGCAACAUGAGCAGCUGCAGUUUGGACCAGACGUCCAACAGAGAUGACGCCCGGUCUGUGUAUUCCGAGGACCACGAUGGCUACUGCCCGUCUCUGCACACCGGCUCUGGGAACCUGUGCAGUGGCAGCGACGGCCUGGGGAACCCCAGGCACAGCGUGGUUAAUGUUUUCGAUGAAAGAACUCAGAAGAACCCAGGGGACCGGGCAAAUUACCAAGACAAAUCCCUUUCGCGAAGCAUUUCUUUGAAGAAAGCGAAGAAGCCUCCCCUGCCGCCCUCUCGGACCGACUCUCUGCGCAGGAUUCCCAAGAAGAGCGUCCAGUCUCACGGGCAGGUGCUCAACGAGAGCCUGAUCGCCUCGCUCCAGCACUCGCUGCAGCUGAACCUCCCCGACAAGGGCGGCACCUCGCCCUCCCAGAGCCCCUGCAGCGACUUCGAAGAGCCCUGGCUGCCUCGCUCGCGCAGCCAGAGCACAGUGAGCGCGGGCAGCAGCCUGACCUCCGCCACCACCCCCAACAUCUACUCCCUGAGCGGGGUCACGCCGGCACAGAGCGACACGAGCAGCGUCAGGUCCGAGUACACAGACCCGUGGGGUUACUACAUAGACUAUAUGGGCGUGCAGGAAGACCCCGGGAACCCAGGUCGGGGAGGUUCAAACAGCACUGCGGCGCCACCUGGAAACGGGCCUGGACACCAGCUCCCAGAGGGGUCCAGGGCCGCGAUACCCCAAGUGCCCGGUGGCACAGUCAAACCAAAGAUCACAUCGCCGGAGAAGUCGCACAGAGUCACUUCUCCGUCCAGUGGGUAUUCCAGCCAGUCGAACACACCCACCACACUCACCCCUGUGCCUGUGUUUUUAAAAUCAAUGUCACCAGCCAAUGGGAAGGGGAAACCCAAGCCCAAGGUACCAGAAAGGAAGUCUUCUCUGGUAUCUUCAGUAUCCAUCUCCUCCUCCUCCACGUCUCUUUCCUCGAACACUUCUACAGAAGGAAGCGGAACUAUGAAGAAGCUGGAUUCGGUGCUGGUGUCUCCCCUUGCCGCUCCUCCUCUGCCCUCUCUUCCAUCUCCUCGUCCUGCUGACAAGUCUCCUCUCCUCCCUCCUCCUCUUCCUGUGGCAGAUUCCCCUGAGGGCUCCCCUCUGCCUCGCUCCCCCCUCUUUCCCCCUCCACCCCCAGAAGUUCUUACUCCCCUCUGUCCCCAAACCGAUGCCUGCUUUCCUCCGCCCCCCACGGCACUUAGCCCCCUUGUUCUGGAUUCAUCUGCUUCUCUGCCACCUCCACCACCUGCCUUACCCUCCUCAGUGCCUCCACCUGCCCCACCCCUUGACCCCAAAUUGAUGAAAGAUGCCAGGCCUUCUUUCAAAAAGUCUGGCCAGCCAGAGCCCUCCCAGGAGGCUUGCAGGCAGCCUUCCACCAAGGAGGAGGGCAGCAGACCCCCCAUGCCGCUGGUCACCACAGAAGCGCUGCAGAUGGUGCAGUUGAGGCCAGUGAAGAAGAACUCAGGAACUGAAGGAGCACUGUUUCAUGAACACGCAUCUCAGGAAAAACCAACUCCAGUCAUUCCCCAGUAUCAUUUAAAGCCAUCUGCUUUCCUGAAGUCCCGAAAUAGCAUAAAUGAAAUGGAGAGUGAAAGCCAGCCUGCCUCCGCGACAAGCUCCCUCCCGUCUCCUGCCAAGAGCUCUACUCAGGGUCACCAGGACAGUGCGGCUGAGCGCAGCCUCCCAAGCCACGGCCUGAGCCGCGCCGGGAAUGCAGAGGCUGGGCCCGGGCCCACCCCGCCCCAUGAGCCUCUCGGCCCAUCACCCAGCAGGAAGCCGCCCCCCAUUUCCAAGAAGCCCAAACUAUUCCUCUUGGUGCCACCUCCGCAGAGAGAUUUCACGGUGGAGCCCGCAGAAAACGUGAGCGAAGCAUCACCCAGCCCCACGAGAGGAGAGGCACAAGAGAGUUGUGCAGCCGGGGCAGGUUCCGAUGAGUCCGACUCUGGCAGCUCGGUUCUUGCCGGAGGAGCUGUAGGAUCCAAGUCCCUGGGCAGAGUGGAAGCCACUGUCCCCAUGGUGCAGCCUGAUGCCUCGCCAGCCCCCACGCAGGAGGAGCCGGGCGCCGCGGGCAGUGUGGAGAGCGAUCUGUCCCUGCAGGACCCAGGAGCUGGGGUGCGGGAGACGGACACAGUCGGUUCUUCCUCGGAGGCCUGUGACUUCCUUAAAGAAGACGGGAGUGAUGAGGUGAUGACCCCCAGUAGACCCCGGACCACAGAAGACCUUUUUGCAGCUAUUCACAGGUCCAAGAGGAAAGUCCUUGGCCGUAAAGAUUCAGAGGAUGACCACUCCCGAAAUCAUUCUCCCUCCCCACCAGUGACACCCACUGGUGCUGCCCCCAGCCUGGCCUCCCAGAAGCAAGUGGGAUCCAUUCAGAGAAGCGUCCGGAAAAGCAGCACCAGCAGUGACAACUUUAAAGCCCUGCUGCUAAAAAAGGGGAGUCGGUCAGACACUAGUGCCCGCAUGUCCGCAGCGGAGAUGCUCAAGAACACAGACCCUAGGUUCCAGAGGUCAAGGUCGGAGCCGGGGCCAGACACCCCCGAGAGCCCAUCAAGCUGCUCCCCAAGCAAGAACAGAAGGGCCCAGGAGGAGUGGGCCAAGAACGAAGGCUUGAUGCCUCGGAGUCUGUCCUUUUCCGGCCCCAGGUACGGCCGCAGUCGAACGCCGCCUUCUGCCGCCAGCAGCAGGUACAGCAUGCGGAACCGGAUCCAGAGCAGCCCCAUGACGGUGAUCUCAGAGGGCGAAGGGGAAGCCACGGAGGCCAUAGACAGCAGAGCUCCCCGGGCCCCGGGCGCUGCAAGGGGAUGUUCGCUGGAUGGACUGGCGGGGGAUGAAAUGGAUGAGAGCAGCCUGUUCUGUGGCGUGGAGUCCGCUGCCUCGCUGGGGGCGCAGGCUGCUGGCCCCACGGAGGGGCGGGCCAGUGCCGCGGGGAGGGAUCUCUCAGAACAACGUGAAGGUCCUCUAAGGGAAGGGAGUUAGGAGCAAGAAUGGGAACCUCCCAGGUGAUGUGGGGAGAUGUGCAGCACAUGGCUGUAGGAAUCCUGGCAGGUACCCUGCGCUGCCCUGUCCGUAGUUCCUGCUCAGGGUUUGCGCUGUGGGCCUGACACGGCCAGCCCUGCGGCGGAAGGGGAGGGCUUAGGACUUAACUUGGCACUUGCCCUGUGGCUAAAAAGCAAGUAGAAGCUUAACUUCUGAAGGUGCUUCCUGGGGAAGAUUUUUUUUUUUUCUAAAUGCUGGGUGGGCGUGGAGGGGGUGUGUGUGUGCAUUUGAAACGCUUUUUAUGUAAAAAAAAAAAAAUACACACAUACACACAAACAGCAUGUACAGAAACGAGAGACAGAGUUAAGCUAGGGAGAGUAAUGGGAUCUUCUGGAUGUGGUGGUAAUUGCUUUAAAAGUAUUAUGUUUAUGGAAAUUAGUGAGUUCCAGAAGGGAGAGGACCAUUACUUAUAAGAAAGAGGUGGUUGAUUUGCUGGUUCUGAACGCACAGAACAGGUGCGGAUAUGUACAGGUGUGCUUUCGAGGUGAGCCGUGUGGUGGUGAACCCCAAAAGCUGGGAAAGGGCUAAGUGAGUAAUUGGUUCAGGUACUUUUUUCUGGGGAAAAAAGGCUUUGUUUCUUUUUUGUAAAAAUGACAGACAUGUGGCGGUGGCAAUGCUGUGACAGAGUCCGCUGCUGUGCAGCCACAGACACAGAACUUUCAGCCUGAUUUGUAGAAAUGUGGGUAAUUUUUUUUCAUGACUUUCCUCCAGGAGUAGCAGCUGAGACCUCCUUUGAGAACUGAAAUGCCGGUGUGCACAUACAGAGAGGGUAAGAGAGGAGAGAGUAGGGGAGAGAACUGAGUGAUACACUGCUGGAAUUUGUUUCCUGCUUAUUAAAUAAAAUUAUUUUUCAAAAUUAAAUUUAAAAACUUGCACUACAGAACUGUGGGUUGAGCUUUUCCUUUUACACCUCUUUUUUUUUUAACUAGAGUUUAAACUUCCAUUUGGCAAUUUCUUAUCACUUGAAAUGUCAACAUUUGCUAACUUUUGGAUAUCCUUUUGGUUACACCAAAGAAAAAAUUAUGGCUAUUUUUCCUUGAACUGCCUGCAGUAUCAUGUCCUCAUUUAGAAAGGUCUAUCAAAAUCUGUUAUAUAUUCUCUUACUUUGAAGAAAAUGCCGAAUAGCUCUUAUUAGUCAAAUAAACAAAAACUGGCAGGGCUUCGCUAUUAAUUAGCCCUGGGAAAUGAGUUUCUAGAUUAAAAAGAUUUUUUUUGCAUCAUUUGGUUUGUGUGUUUUUAUAUUUUUUAAUAAAUAAUUGAAUUGGCUAAUUACCUUCUAAUCUUAGCCAAUUAGAAUUUUAACACUUUUAGACAUGGAAGAAAAGUGUGUAAAGUAUUUAUUUUUAUGUGAUAUUCUUGUGACCCCCUUCCCUCACUUCCUCCCAACUGCCAUGUACAUAGACUCUUUCAUUUGUUGGUUAAAUAAAAUCAGAAUUCUGUCUCCUCCAUCAGAAGGACCUAA